AUGUCACGGCCGGGAACAUCAACGGACGUUUCAGAAACAGUUCCACAGUCAGCUACAGUUACAUCGGAUACUGAGGAACCGUCUCAAGGAAUUAGUGGUGAAAUGUUGGGGAUAGAAGGUGGACAGACAAAACUAGACCAACCACUCCAGGAAGACUCCGACAACAAGGCCCUUCAAGACUCUGAAGAAGCGGAGCAGACCAAGGAUGCAGACAUCUUACCUUCUGAGACAGAUGGCAAAGAAGGAAGUAGAGAGGAAAGAAAAUUAAGACCCCGUUUACCAAAGACAUCAAGUCCAGGGAGAAGAAAGGACAAACCAGAGACAGCACUACAGGCUCAGAUGCAGGCAUCCAAAUAUGGAGUGUACGAGCCCGUUGCGUUCCUGAGCCAGCCGUGGCGUGCAGUGGACGGGUCUGUGAACAUGCGGGUGCUGGAGACCAUGCUGCAGGGACUGCUGCUGCGGAUACUGCAGAAACCUGGCAUCUCACAGACAGCCGUGCUGCAGCAUGUCCAAACUGUGCUGCCUGCGAUGGCAGCAUUACAGCUACUACAGAUGCUGCAGGCCAUGGGCUGUAUCACUGUCAGACAUGUCAGAAGGGCACCCAAAGCCAGGCUCUUCUCUGCACCAGUCUCACUGGUAGAAGGAAAAGGAGACGAGGACGAAGUGUACUACGAGCCAACAGCAGACGCCAUCCUCAAGCUGGCUGAGAUUUCUCUUCAAAACUAA
This is a messenger RNA of Branchiostoma floridae (Florida lancelet), 726 nucleotides long. Its product is annotated as general transcription factor 3C polypeptide 1-like. The coding region runs from base 1 to 726 and encodes 241 amino acids. Gene Ontology annotation, molecular function: DNA binding. Gene Ontology annotation, biological process: transcription initiation at RNA polymerase III promoter; 5S class rRNA transcription by RNA polymerase III. Lineage: Eukaryota; Metazoa; Chordata; Leptocardii; Amphioxiformes; Branchiostomatidae. Gene Ontology annotation, cellular component: transcription factor TFIIIC complex. The transcript is spliced from 4 exons. The record is from RefSeq and is a predicted model, not a curated record.